CAGACGAGCACGAGGAAAAGAUACAAACUUCCGAGUGUGAGAGGCCCUUGGUAUCACUUUUCCCGCCAUCCAUGCGACGCGCGCGCCAUCUACACCCAUCAUCAAAAGAACAAAACUGAACACUGAACGCAUCUUACCCUAUUGUUUACAUCGGAAUGGGGUGAAAUUUUUCUCGAUUUGGACUCAUUUCGUGAUUUGCAUUUUAAAAGUUUAUCCUCCUCUGUUUGCGAUAGUGAGCAGCAAAGAUGGAACCGAUAGAUGAUGUAAUAGGAAAUUCGUGCAAAGACUACUCUUCUUCCGAGGCUGUCGAUGAUGAAUUGCUGAUUGUUGCGGUGAUUGAGCCCAAAGUUACUGACGAGGAUGUUGAAAAAGCCCGUGGUCUCAAAUUGCCAGACUCAUUCUAUGCCUACGAGCAACGACCUGCUUGCAGUGGUUGCAGGGGCUGCGAAAAUGAAGGCGAUGAUGCAAGCCCUACCACAGAAAAAGAUCAAGAUGAGGAGCAAAUGUUCGCCCAAAGAGCAAAACUUUAUCAAUACGACUCUGAAAGCAGGAAAUGGAUUGAACAAGGAGUCGGAGAGAUGAAAUUGCUCUACCACCAGGCCAGUGGCAGGUACAGACUUCUGCUGCGCGAAGAGCAGGUCCAAAAGGUUGUGCUGAACCAGUUGCUCACAACAGACUUAGAGAUGAAACCCAAGAAACAGACUAAGAAUGCUCUUUUGUGGUCUGGAUUCAACCAUGCUGAAGGAGAGGGAAAAUUUGAAGAACUUGCAAUCAAAUUUAAAAAUCAGGAAUUGGUUGACAAUUUCAGAGAAAAGAUUGAAGAAGCCAAAGAGCAGUUAGCCUCAAUGGAGACGAAACCUGCUCCUUUGGCCAGCAAGCUUAAAGGGCUAACCAACCCAAACUCUGCUCCUUUUGCUAACAAAGAAGACACUGACAAGGAAGAAACCUUUUCUGGUUACGAACAAAUGGAAGUGAUGGAUGAGGAAACCAUAUAGGGGCACAGUGCCUGACAUAAUAUUAUUGCCUUCAUGCAAUAAUUGAGUAUAAAAUCUAAAAACUCUUGUUUGCUAUUUGAUGACUAAUGAAAGGCCAAGAUGGAAUAAUUUAAGAUAUAAGUCGCCUAUUUUUAUCUAAACAAGAUUUUGAAAUGUUGAUAUCAUUUUAAAAUAUUUCAAAUUUUACUCUAAAUUGUUUGUGAAAGUGAUACAGCGGAUAAGAGGCAUCAUACAGGAGUUGUGGUUGCCAUAAAAAUGCGCGGGACAGGCGCGCACCCUUUCGAAAAAUCUCAUGUUGGACAUUUCAAAUAAUAUGUUUGCUGUCUUUACUCCAUCCGACUCCAUCAAAGAUAUGUAAAUUUAGCAAUGCGCAACAGAGUCGGCGACGCUUUCCCUUUUCUAGGUUUUAACGGCUUAUGAUAUUUUAAUAGUUGCAUAACAAUAUUAUAGUGUUUUAAAGUUCACACUUUUAUUUUGACACUGGUACAAAAUAGCAAAUUUCACUUUGACUUUAAUGUUCGCCGCACUUUGACGGUCACUGGCGGAGUGUGUUGAGGAAGUUGGACAGAUCGUACUCUUCAUCGUACUGUGAAGCGUCCCACAGGUCGGGCAGGGUGGACAGGACGCUGCUGACCGAAGCCGCCUUUGCUCCAGACCCUGAAGAUCCGCCGCCCUCCUCCUCCCUUCCCUUGUUCAGCGAGAACAGCUCCAUCAGCUGCGCAAACACAAAUUUCACACAUUAUUAUUU
Messenger RNA from Neocloeon triangulifer, 1743 nucleotides. RefSeq names its product E3 SUMO-protein ligase RanBP2-like. NCBI's taxonomy places the organism in Eukaryota, Metazoa, Arthropoda, Insecta, Ephemeroptera, Baetidae. Gene Ontology annotation, biological process: intracellular transport. Gene Ontology annotation, molecular function: GTPase activator activity. The transcript is spliced from 5 exons. Gene Ontology annotation, cellular component: cytoplasm; nuclear pore. The record is from RefSeq and is a predicted model, not a curated record. The coding region runs from base 246 to 995 and encodes 249 amino acids.